AUGAAAACCAUUAAAAAAUGUGAAUAGCAAUAUAAUAUUUCUAUCUCAGUCAAAAAAAGUGACAAUGACUAAAACUCUGUGAGCUCCCUAUCUUAAUAAUUCAGUUCUUUAUAAGUCACAAAUAAUUCCAAAGGAUAUCAAUGGUAUUACAAGGUAAACCCUAGCGAUUCAAAUUAUGGGGAUAGACAUGAUAAAGUAAAUAAUCUUUUUGCAUUUGAUACUCAUUAAAAUGAUCAAAUUGAAGCUCAUUACAAAAAAUGUUGCUCUAACAAGACCUUUGGCGAAUAUACUUUCAUAACGGGUGAUUAAAACUAAGUUCAAAAUGGUUUCAAGUAUGCUGUAUGGGGAUCCAGUAGUGAUUCAACUCAAUGGUAUGAGAUGAAUCUUAAAUUCUUAACCAAAAGGCAACUGAUGAGAAGAUAAGGAAGCUAAAUUCAUACUGUUUCAACUGUUUUGAUGCCAUCAACUUAGAGCAACAAAAAUUUCUAAAAAUAAGUUUAUCAGGUUACUGGAACAUAAACAUAAAUAUCAAACUUUGAAAAACAACUUUAGGCAUUCUACGAUAACCCUGUGAACCAUAAUACUACAAUAGUACUUAAGCACUACCCCAAUUGUUUAAAUAAUAAAGUUCUUCUUAAUGAAUUGUAAAAAUUAGCUACAAAUCAGUUCAGAACUUCGUUUGAGAUAAAUGAUGCAAACAUAAUUAAAAUUACUGGAGAAAACUACUAUGAAGCAAAAUAAAGAAUUUUAGAAAUAAUUGAUUUCGCUAAUAAGUUUGUCGUUCCUCCAACAUGGGAAAAUUUCUCAAAGAUGACUGAUACUAAUCUCUUAGUAUGCUCGAUUAAAAGGGAUUCAAAUGAAUGGACAGAGAUUGAAAACUAGUUUAAACAGACUAUGUCAAGUUACAAAAUUCAGAACAUAGAGAGAAUUCAGAAUAAAAGACUUUGGCGAGUAUUCACUGUCGAAAAUCAGGAUGUUGCUGAUCGAAAUAAUUAGAAUUCUGCCCAAACUCUAAUGCUGUAUCAUGGUACAGGCUAAAACAGUCCUAAAUUAAUAUAUGAUGGUGAAGAAGGUUUUGAUAUGCGGUACUCCAAUGAAGGAAUGUGGGGCAAAGCAAAUUACUUUGCUUAAAAUGCAUCCUACAGUCAUGGGUAUCGUCAUAAAAUCUAAAAUAGAACAUAUUAGAUGUUCUUUGCAAGAGUCACUGUUGGCUAAAAUAUCAAACUUGAAUCUGACACAACCCUUAAGAUGCCACCUAUGAAUGGAAAUUAAUCAAAGCGAUAUGAUAGUGUUUAAGGAUAUACGAAGGGAUCAAAUGUAUUUAUGAUUUAUGCAAAUAAAAAAGCUUAUCCAGAAUAUUUGAUAACCUACUACAGAUGA
Molecule: messenger RNA, 1380 nt
Organism: Stylonychia lemnae
Lineage: Eukaryota; Ciliophora; Spirotrichea; Sporadotrichida; Oxytrichidae
Source: the annotation of a GenBank genome assembly